Molecule: messenger RNA, 459 nt
Organism: Emiliania huxleyi CCMP1516
Lineage: Eukaryota; Haptophyta; Isochrysidales; Noelaerhabdaceae
Exons: 1
Coding region: 1-459 (152 amino acids)
Source: RefSeq, a predicted model, not a curated record
AUGGCCAGCGAGGCCCAGAAGGCUGCCUGGCGAAAAUACGAGCAGGAGAAGCGUCUGCCGCGCAAAGACAAUCGCGAUCGCGGCAAACGCGACCGCACUCGCGAUCAGCAGGCCCGGCGUUCGCACAAAAAGGCGGCUGCCAUCCUAGCCGCCAUCGCACAAGAGGGGCCACUGAUUUCCAUGGCCCGCAGCGAGGCCCAGAAGGCUGCCGAGCGCAACUACGAGAAGAAGCGUGGACCACGCAAACGCAUAGACAAGCGUAAGCGUGGCAAACGCGACCGCACAAGCGAGCAGCGGGACCGGCGCGCGCGCAAAAAGGCGGCCGCCAUCGCCGAGCGGGCACAAGAGGCAGCGGAAGAUGCUGCGACCGCGGCCGCCGCCGUCGACAAUGAGGCGGCGCCGGCCUCCGACUCGGCGGCCCCCGCGCUCGACGUCCAGGACGCGGCGCUCGAGAUGUAG